Glarea lozoyensis ATCC 20868 is the source of this 1833-nucleotide messenger RNA. RefSeq names its product FAD-binding protein. Gene Ontology annotation, molecular function: FAD binding; oxidoreductase activity. The record is from RefSeq and is a predicted model, not a curated record. The transcript is spliced from 3 exons. Lineage: Eukaryota; Fungi; Ascomycota; Leotiomycetes; Helotiales; Helotiaceae. The coding region runs from base 1 to 1833 and encodes 610 amino acids.
AUGCUUCUAUCGUAUAUUUUAUUAAACCUAGUGCUGGCCGCAGUGACUUAUGCGGUCAACUUUCCUUUCGAAUCUAUUCAGCUCAACGGUAAGGAUAUCGGAGACUUCGCCCAGAUAUCUUUUGGGCGAGAUUUCAAUGGAUCCUCGUCCAGUGAUGCGUGCAAAGCAUUUCCAGGGACUAGUCAAUGGCCACUCAAUGCGAUAUGGGCACAAUUGAACACCUCACUUAAUGGAGCACUACUACAACCUGCCAUACCCGCAUCGGCUUGCUACGAUGGUCCUGAGAAAGACACUGAAAAGUGUAAUUACCUCCUAUCCAGGGCUUCUGGUUCACGUUUCUAUCUUGACGAUCCUAUCACUGUAUUAACAGAGUGGCCCACUGGAGACACCUGUCCAACGAUGGCCAAGCCCACAGGUAGCUGCACACGUGGUGGGUUUUCUAGCUACGUAGUGGAUGCUACCACUGUUAAGCAUAUUCAAACCGCGGUCAAUUUUGCAAGGAAUCAGAACAUUCGAUUGGUUAUGAAAAAUUCCGGUCAUGACUUUGUAGGGCGAAAUACUGGAGCGGGAGCCAUUAGCAUCUGGCUUCAUCGCCUUAAAAGCUUCGAAUUCUUACCAGUUUACAGACAAGGCGAGUAUAAUGGUCCUGCCGCGAGGGUUAGUACUGGUCUCGAAGCUUGGGAGGUAUACAAAUACAUGAAGACAUACAACAUUUCUAUCGUAGUGCCAGCCGGUAGCACUACGGUAGCGCCAUGGGGAGGCUGGAUGCAAGGAGCUGGGCAUUCAAUAUUGGCUUCUAAAUAUGGACUAGGAGCAGAUCAAGUGCUCUCUUUGCAGGUCGUUACGGCCGACGGUAGUUUCGUCACUGCAGACACGGAAACAAACCAAGACCUAUUUUUUGCGCUUCGGGGAGGGGGUCCAAGCACUUACGGCAUCGUUACUUCCGCCAUCGUCAAGACUUAUCCUGCCCUAGAAGUUUCAAAUGUCCCACUCAGCUUUAGCGGUGGAACUAGCGCUAUUCCCAUCGAGACUUUCUGGGCAGGUGUUGACAAAUACCACCUCAUCGGGAAGAAUGUCACAGAUGUUGGCGGCUCAGCCUACAGCUACAUCUCAUCAUCGAAUAACGGCAGAUCAGCAACCUUUAGCACAGUCUUCGAACUUGCGGGAAUGACAAAGCAGCAAGGUUUUACUUACAUGCAGUCUCAUUUCGACUCACUUAAUGCAGUCGGAAUCCCUGUAAAGAACACGAUGCCAAUCAGUUCGCCCAGCUGGAUGAAUGCUCGUGAUGGUGUUGGAGAUGCUCCAGGUGGAAGCUCACAGUUCUCCAGCCGUCUCUUUCCAGUGCAGAACUUCGACGAUCCUGCACUAUUCAGACCUACAAUGGCAGCUAUCCGUCAAUCCGUUGAAGCAGGCUACCGAUUCCACGGUCUACACUUCCGGCCUUCUCUAGAUAAAGCUGGGUACCCAGGUACUGCAGCCAUCAUCCCAGCGUGGAGAAACUCAAUUAUGCACGCCGACUCUUUCGACAGCUUCAGCAUGCGUGGAAAAACAGCUGUGGAAAUUGCUGAAUCGCGUGCCAGACACAACAUAUACAUGGAUCGAAUCCGAGCGGUCACACCUGGUGGCGGAGCUUACAUCAAUGAAGCCGAUGUACAAGAGCCGAAUUGGCAAGACAGCUUCUUCGGCGGUACAUACGAAAGACUAGCCAAGAUAAAGAAAGAGGUUGACCCUUGGAAUUUGUUCUGGGCUCCUAGUACUGUUGGGAGUGAAGCUUAUGCUGUGAGGACUGAGGACGGGAAGUUUACACAGAAUGGACCGUUGUGCAAGACCUGA